Dentiscutata heterogama is the source of this 234-nucleotide messenger RNA. NCBI's taxonomy places the organism in Eukaryota, Fungi, Glomeromycota, Glomeromycetes, Diversisporales, Gigasporaceae. The record is from the annotation of a GenBank genome assembly.
GUUUAUGUUGAUGCACCUCUCGAAGUUGUUGAACAACGUGAUCCAAAAGGAUUAUAUAAAAAAGCUAAAAUGGGUGAAAUUAAAGAUUUCACAGGUAUUUCAGCACCCUAUGAACCACCACCAUCCCCAGAACUUCACAUUCGUACCGAUAAACUGAAUUUAACAGAAAGUGUUAAGAUAAUAGCCGAUUACCUAGUUGAACAAAAGUAUAUUAAUCCAAAGGUUUUGAAUUGA